GGAGCACAGCAAGAGCAGCAGAGGCCCAGGUGAGCAGCUGGAGUUGGGCUGCAGAGCCCCUCUUGGGGUGGGGGUGGGGAGGAAGGGGGCAGACCCCUUGAGUUUUGCAUUGUCUGAAAUGGUGCAAAGGAGGGACUCAGGAGCCAAGUAGCCGAUGGGCCUGAGGAAGAUCCCACCCGUGUUCCAGCCCCAUCUGUGUGUAGGUGAUGGGCAAGGCCUCUGCCAGUCAGAGGAGACAAGGCGGGCCUUGCCCUGCGGAGAGAAGGGGGAGAGGGGGGCAGGCUGAAGGGGGAGCUGCAGCAGGCGAGUCUCAGGGCAGGUCCUUCUUCUCUCCUGCAGAACUUCCCCGGUCCUUAAGCAGCCCCCAGCAGCAGAGGAUGGAACUGAAAGCAGCCGCCUUGAUCUUCGGCCUCUUGGCCAUUGCAGGGGCCCAGGCUGAUGUCAGUGCCGACCAGGUGGCUGAUGUGGUGUGGAACUACUUCACGCAGCUGGGCAGCAAUGCCAAGGAGACGGUGGACCAGCUCCAGCAGUCCGAGAUCACCCAGCAGCUCCAGACCCUCUUCCAGGACAACCUGCAGACUGUCAGCACCUACGCUGGAGACCUGCAGAAGCAGGUGGUCCCCUUUGCCACAGACCUGCACGCUCGCUUGACCGAGGACUCCCAGAGGCUGAAGGAGCAAAUCCGCCAAGAGAUGGAGCAGCUCCAAGCCCGGCUGUCUCCCUUUGCGGACGACGUCCACCAGCAGCUCAGCAGGAACAUCCAGGAGCUGCAGGCCAAGCUGGCCCCUUACGCGGAAGAGCUGGGCACGCAGGUGGAGAAGAACGCGGCAGACCUGCGCCAACAGCUGGGGCUCCUGAGGCAGAAGCUGCAGGCCAAGCUGGAAGAGAACGUCGGCAACCUCCAGACCUCCCUCUCCCCCUAUGCCGAUGAGCUGCAGGAGCAGAUCAACCGGAAGGUGGAGGACACUAAGCGGCAGCUGAGCCCCUAUGCCGAUGAGAUCAAGGCCAAGGUGGACGAGAGCAUGGCAGAGCUGCACAAGAGCUUGAGCCCCUAUGCCCAAGAGGCGCAAGAGCAGCUCAUCCGCCAGCUGGAGGGGCUCUCCUUCCAGAUGAAGAAGAGUGCCGAGGACCUACGCUCCCAGCUCACUGAGCAGACCGAGCAGCUGCGCCUGAAGCUGAGCCCCUACGCCCAAGAGUUGAGGGAGCAGCUGGAGGGGGGCAGGGAAGACCUGCGUGAGUCCCUGGCUCUCUAUGCCAAAGGCCUGGAUGGCAAGGUUGGCCAGCAGAUGGAAGAGUUCCGCCAGACGGUGAUGCUCUACGGGCAGGACUUGAACAGGCAGCUGGUGCAGAAGGUGGAGGAGAUGAGGCAGAAGCUGGAGCCUCACACCAGCAACGUGGAAGACCACCUUGUCUUCCUGGAGAAGGAUGUGAGGGACAGGUUCACCUCCUUCUUCGACAGUUUGAGGCAGCUCGGGAACUAAAAGGGGCCCUUUUCGCUUCCUACCCAACUCCUCACAGUCCAGCGUCCCUGACUUCUGGCUCCACAGAGCUUCCUUCUGUUCCCAGACAAUUUCUUCUUUGCUUCCUGCCCACCCCAAGGACAUGAAUGAGAAGCCAGCGGGACUCAGAACUGCACAGCUGAGUGGAAAUGGGGCCCUGUCUCCAGCCUGGGGGGAGGGCAGCUCCCAGUUCUCUUGGGACUGCUCAUUUCCAUGUUCAGUCAGACCUUGAGCUGAAAUAAAGCAGCCCCUUUACCAGGAGCCUCCAUUAA
Molecule: messenger RNA, 1771 nt
Organism: Heteronotia binoei (common prickly gecko)
Lineage: Eukaryota; Metazoa; Chordata; Lepidosauria; Squamata; Gekkonidae
Product: apolipoprotein A-IV-like
Exons: 3
Coding region: 207-1481 (424 amino acids)
Biological process (GO): cholesterol biosynthetic process; triglyceride homeostasis; lipoprotein metabolic process
Cellular component (GO): blood microparticle; high-density lipoprotein particle; extracellular region
Molecular function (GO): cholesterol binding; phosphatidylcholine-sterol O-acyltransferase activator activity; phospholipid binding
Source: RefSeq, a predicted model, not a curated record